Molecule: messenger RNA, 6196 nt
Organism: Heteronotia binoei (common prickly gecko)
Lineage: Eukaryota; Metazoa; Chordata; Lepidosauria; Squamata; Gekkonidae
Product: zinc finger protein 91-like
Exons: 17
Coding region: 111-6146 (2011 amino acids)
Biological process (GO): regulation of transcription by RNA polymerase II
Molecular function (GO): DNA-binding transcription factor activity; RNA polymerase II cis-regulatory region sequence-specific DNA binding
Source: RefSeq, a predicted model, not a curated record
AGGCACUGUGGGGGGGGGGGGCACUGGAAGCGGAGAAGGGCGGGGGUCUUUGCUCUUAGAGGCGGUUUCCUGCUCUUCCCUUCCCCAGGACAAACUCGGCUUUUGUUUCAAUGGCUGGGAGGGAACUGAAAGAAGCCUGUCUUCAUAACCUAGUGACGAAAGACAUCGUUGCACAGUCAGAAAUGCAGAGCUGGGUCAGAGGAUGUGGGCCGGAGACCAGUUCCCAGGCGGUGGCCCUGGCCGAAGGUUUCCUCCUGGGUCAGGCAGAGGAGAAGAGGCAGGCAGUGCAGAUGUGGCUACCAUCCCUGAAGAAAGAAGCAACAUUCCCUGAGGCGGAAGAAGCUUCCUUGGGGCAAGGGCUGAGUGGGCAGGCUCGGGAGCAUUCCCCAAAUGCCCCUUCCUGUGUAACAGGCAAUGGAGAGAUGCUGUUGAGCCAUCAUCUUUUCAGUGAUAUGGAAAUGGCUGCUGCACCUCCAGUCAAGCGUCUCUUUUCCUUUGAGGAGGUGUCCGUUGAUUUCACUGAGGCAGAGUGGGCCCUGCUGGAUCCCAGACAAAGAACUCUGUACAGGAAAGUCAUGCUGGAGAACUAUAGGAAUGUGGCCUUUCUGGAAGCCAGAAGUAUAAGAGAGACUUUGGUGGGGACGGGGAACAACCUCACAUCUGAACAAAGGCUAAAGAGUUUCUCAAGAGGAUCCCAAAACCAUAUUUCCUUCCCAGAUGAACUGGCUGAGACAAAGGAUGAUCAGAGGAAUGAGGAGGGUGUAGAAUUUCAUCAGCCAAUGCCAGAUAAAGUUAAAAAUGAAGACUUUAAAGAAAACGUAAGGAAUCAAGACAGACUUGAGGAAAAGAAAGGUGAAUGGAUGGUUGAGAAGAGCGAUCGCGGAGAGUGUAGUUUGUAUUUUUCAAAGGACAGAAUAAUAAAAGCAAGUAAAUCCAUGCAAUAUGAAAAGUACUUCAGAAAUAGAUCACAGCUCCGUCUACAUCAAAGAGUACACAGAAGCGAGAAACUUUUCGAAUGGCCAGAUUGCAGAAGGAGAUACAGUGAGAGGGGAAAACUUCAGCAGCAUCAGAGCACACACACAGGGGAGAAACCUUUUGAAUGCCCAGAGUGUGGAAAGAGAUUCAGUCGCAGUGGCCAUCUUCAACAGCAUCAGAGAACUCACACAGGGGAUAAACCUUUUGAAUGCACGGAGUGUGGAAAGAAAUUUAGCGAGAAUGGCAGUCUUCAAAAGCAUCAGAGAACUCACACAGGGGAGAAACCAUUUCAAUGCUCAGAGUGUGGAAAGAGAUUCAGUCGGAGUGGCACUCUUCAGUACCAUCAGAGAAUUCACACGGGGGAGAAACCUUUUGAAUGCUCAGAGUGUGGAAAGAGAUUCAGUGGAAGUUGGGGUCUUCAACAGCAUCAGAGAACUCACACAGGGGAGAAACCAUUUCAGUGCUCAGAGUGUGGAAAAAGAUUCAAUCAGAGUGGCAUUCUACAACAGCAUCAGAGAACCCACACAAGGGAGAAACCUUUUGAAUGCUCAGAGUGUGGAAAGAGACUCAGUUGCAUGGGCAGUCUUCAGGAGCACCAAAGAACCCACACAGGGGAGAAACCUUUUGAAUGCUCAGAGUGUGGAAAGAGAUUUAGUGGGAGUGGCAGUCUUCAAAGUCAUCAAAGAACCCACACAGGUGAGAAACCUUUUGAAUGCUCAGAGUGUGGAAAGAGAUUCCGUCAGAGUGGCACUCUUCAACAGCAUCAGAGAACCCACACAGGGGAGAAACCUUUUGAAUGCUCAGAGUGCGGAAAGAGAUUUGGUCAGCAUGGUAGUCUUUUACUUCAUCAGAGAACUCACACAGGGGAGAAACCUUUUGAAUGCUCAGAUUGUGGAAAGAGAUUCAGCCAUGCUAGCAGUCUUUUACUUCAUCAGAGAACCCACACAGGGGAGAAACCUUUUGAAUGCUUGGAGUGUGGAAAGAGAUUCAGUCAGAGUGGCGGUCUUCAACAGCAUCAGAGAACACAUACAGGGGAGAAACCUUUUGAAUGUUUGGAGUGUGGAAAGAGAUUCAGUCAGAGUGGCGGUCUUCAACAGCAUCAGAGAACUCACACAGGGGAGAAACGUUUUGAAUGCUCAGAGUGUGGAAAGAGAUUCAGUAGGAGUGGCGGUCUUCAACAGCAUGAGAGAACACACACAGGGGAAAAACCUUUUGAAUGCGUGGAGUGUGGAAAGAGAUUCAGUCAGAGUGGCGGUCUUCAACAGCAUCAGAUAACACACACGGGGGACAAACCUUUUGAAUGCUUGGAGUGUGGAAAAAGAUUCAGUGGGAGCAGUAGUCUUCGACAGCAUGAGAGAACUCACACAGGGGAGAAACAUUUUGAAUGCUCAGAGUGUGGAAAAAGAUUUAGUCAGAAUGGCACUCUUCAAAAGCAUCAGAGAACUCACACAGGAGAGAAACAUUUUGAAUGCUCAGAGUGUGGGAAAAGAUUCGGACGGAGUGGCCAUCUUCAACAGCAUGAGAGAACUCACACAGGGGAGAAACCUUUUGAAUGCUUAGAGUGUGGGAAAAGAUUUUGUGAGAGGGGGAAACUUCAACAGCACCAGAGAAUCCACACAGGGGAGAAACCUUUUGAAUGCUUUGAGUGUGGAAAGAGAUUCAGUCAGAGUGGCCAUCUUCAGAAGCAUCAGAGAACUCACACAGGGGAGAAACCUUAUGAAUGCUCAAAGUGUGGAAAGAGGUUCAGUUGGAGUGGCAUUCUACAACGGCAUCAGAGAACUCACACAGGUGAGAAACCUUUUGCAUGCUUAGAAUGCGGAAAGAGAUUUUGUGAAAGGGGGAAACUUCAACAGCACCAGAGAACCCACACAGGGGAGAAACCUUUUGAAUGCUUUGAGUGUGGAAAGAGAUUCACUCAGAAUGGCACUCUUCAAGAGCAUCUGAGAACCCACACUGGAGAGAAACCAUAUGAAUGCUCAGAGUGUGGAAAGAGAUUCAGUGGGAGCAGUAGUCUUCGACAGAAGGUGCUUUUCCGGGGAGGGGGGUGGGAAUUGCUUUUGAAUGGGGAAAGGGAACGAGACGGCCUUCCGAGAAAAGCCUUGCUGCAGCUGUUUCCUUCCAACCAAGUGGCAACGGAUAUCUUUCCACUGUCAGUGGUGACCCAAGAAAAGGGGAAGGGGAUGGAAGAGCAGAACCUAGAAGGACCAGGAACUAAGAAGACAGGAAGGAAAGGCACCCAUCCCUCCCAAGCUGGGAGUGCUGCUGAAUUCUGGGAAAGCCCGGUGUCAGAUAUCUGUGAUCAGCUCACUGCAAUCUCAGAUGUACAUUGCCGAUACUUCCGUCAGUUCCACUACGAUGAGGCCAAAGGGCCCCGAGAGGUUUGUAGCCAGCUCCAUGGACUUUGCAGCCAGUGGCUGAAGCCGGAGAGGCACACCAAAAGACAGAUCCUGGACCUGGUGAUCCUGGAGCAGCUCCUGGCCGUCCUGCCUCAUGAAAUGCAGUGCUGGGCCAGAGAGUGUGGGCUGGAGACCAGUUCUCAGGUGGCGGCCCUGGCCGAAGGUUUCUUUCUGAGUCGGACAGAGGAGAAGAAACAGGCUGAACAGGGAGAAGCCUCUCUUCAUAGCCAAGAGAAUAAAGGCAACUUAUCAGAGACAGAGGUGGCCCAAGAGAAGGGGAAGAAGAUGGAAGAGCAGGACCCAGACGGACCUGGAACUGGCAAGACAGCAAGAAAGAGCUCACAUCCAAUCCAGCCUGGAAGUGGCGUUGAAUUCUGGGAAUCAGUUGUGUCAGAGGCUCUGGCUAUGGACGCCAUGACCUGCAAUGCACAUUGCCGACACUUCCAGCAUUUCCACCACCAGGAGGCAGAUGGGCCCCGAGAAGUUUGCAGCCUGCUCCAUGGACUUUGCAAUCAGUGGCUGAAGCCGGAGAGGCACACCAAGAAGCAGAUCCUGGACCUGGUGAUCCUGGAGCAGUUUUUGACUCUCCUGCCAGAAGAAAUGCAGUGCUGGGUCAGAGGUUGCGGGCCGGAGACCAGUUCCCAGGCGGUGGCCCUGGCCGAAGGUUUCCUUCUGAGUCAGGCAGAGGAGAAGAGGCAGACAGAGCAGAUGUGGGCAUCAUCCGUGAAGAAAGAAGCAACAUUCCCUGAGGCAGAAGGAGCAUCCUUGGAGCCAGGGCAGAGGGCGCAGGCCCAGGAAUGUGCCCCCAAUGCCCUUUGCUGUGGAAGUGAAGAGAUGCUGUUGAGCCGUCGUCUUUUCAGAGGUGUGGAAAUAACCGCUGCACCACCAGUCCAGGGUCCCUUUUUCAUUGAGGAGGUGUCCAUCUAUUUCACAGAGGCAGAAUGGGCCCUGCUGGAUCUGGGGCAAAGAGCUCUCUACAGGGAAGUCAUGAAGGAGAACUAUGGAAAUGUGGCCUUUCUGGCCAGGAGUAUAAGAGAGACUUUGGUGGAGACAGGCAACGACCUUGCAUCCGAAGAAAGACUGGAGAGUUUCUCAAGAGGAUUCCAAGAGCAUACUUCUUUCCCAUAUGAGGUGGCUGGGACAGACAAUGAUCAGAGGAAUGAGGAGGGUGAGGAACUUCAUCAGCAAAUGCUCGAUGGAAGUAAAAAUGAAGACUUGAAAGAAAACCUAAAGAAUCAAGGCAGAACUAAGAAAAAGAAAGGUGAACUUGUGGUUGAGAAGAGAGGUCAAAAAAAGUAUAAUGUGCAUUUUCCAAGGCACAGGAUAAUGAAGACAAGUAAAUCCAUUCAGUUUGGAAAGUAUUUCAGAAAAAGAUCAAAGCUCCUUGUGUACCAAAGAAUACACAGAAGGAAGAAAACUUUUGCAUGCUCAGAUUGUGGAAGGAGAUUCAGUGAGAGGGGGAAUCUUCAGCGGCAUCAGAGAACACACACAGAGGAUGAACCUUUUGAAUGCUCAGUGUGUGGAAGGAAAUUCAGUUGGAGUGGUGCUCUUCAACAACAUAAGAGAACCCACACAGGGGAGAAACCUUUUGAAUGCUCAGAAUGUGGAAAGAGAUUCAGUCAGAGUGGCACUCUUCAACGGCAUCAGAGAACUCACACCGGGGAGAAACCUUUUGAAUGCUCAGAGUGUGGAAAGAGAUUCAGUCAGAAUGGUGCUCUUCAAUACCAUCGAAGAACCCACACAGGGGAGAAACCUUUUGAAUGCACUGAGUGUGGAAAGAGAUUCAGUGGGAGUGGCGCUCUCCAGCAGCAUCAGAGAACUCACACAGGGGAGAAACCUUUUGAAUGUUUUGAGUGUGGAAAGAGAUUCAGUCAGAGUGGCAUUCUACAACGGCAUCAGAGAACCCACACAGGGGAGAAACCUUUUGAAUGUGCAGAGUGUGGAAAGAGUUUUAGUGAGAAUAGUAGUCUUCAGCAUCAUAAAAGAACUCACACAGGGGAGAAACCUUUUGAAUGUUUUGAGUGUGGAAGGAGAUUUAGUGAGAACAGCAGUCUUCACAAGCAUCAGAGAACACACACAGGGGAGAAACCUUUUGAAUGCUCAGAGUGUGGAAAGAGAUUUAGUGUGAAUGGCAGUCUUCAAAAGCAUCAGAGAACCCACACAGGGGAGAAACCCUUUGAAUGCUCAGAGUGUGGAAAGAGAUUUAGUGAGAACGGCACUCUUCAGCGACAUCAGAGAACCCACACAGGGGAGAAACCAUUUGAAUGCUCAGAAUGUGGGAAAAGAUUAAGUCGGAGUGCAAUUCUUCGACGGCAUCAGAGAAUUCACACAGUGAAGAAACCUUUUGAAUGCAUGAAGUGUGGAGAGAGAUUCAUGUUCAGUGAUAUUCUUCAAAAGCACCUGACAACCCACACAGGGGAGAAACCUUUUGAAUGCUCAGAGUGUGGAAAGAGAUUCAGUGGGAAUGGCAUUCUUCGGCAGCAUCAGAGAAUUCACACAGGGGAAAAACCUUUUGAGUGCUCAGAGUGUGGAAAGAGAUUCCGUCAGAGUGGCACUCUUCAGCGGCAUCAGAAAACUCACAGGGGGGCAAAACCUUUUGAAUGCUCAGAGUGUGGAAAGAAAUUAAGUUGGAGUGGUGCUCUUCAACGGCACCAAAGAAUCCACACAGGGGAGAAACCUUUUGAAUGCUCAGAGUGUGGGAAAAAAUUCAGUAGUAGUGGCCAUCUUCAACGGCAUCAGAGAUCCCACACAAGGGAGAAACUGAUUGAAUGCUGAGAACGUGGAAAUAGAUUCAGGUUGAGUGGCUGUCUUUAACAGCAUAUGAC